AUGAAUGUGAAGGAAGAACUAGAACAACAGCUACAGACAAUAAUACUGGAAGGAUGGAUAAGAGAUUGUCUUACGAAUUUUACUAAUACAGACAUUCCAGGGGACCCGUCCAUUGCUCUGUCUAUUUCUUUAAUGUGUGAAUGGCUAGGUAGAAAAGACAAUGAUAGUGAUAUUGAGCUAUCAGAGGUAGGAGAAACUCCUCCUGGUCUACAUAAUAUGUGUUUCUCCCUUUUCUUUUCUUUACUUUGUCAGUCGGUGAAAAAGAAGAUUGGCAUAGUGAGCAACGAGCAGUGUCUUGUGUGCAAAGAAAGCAUCAAACUAGAUUCCCUUGUUCAUGGAAAAUGUGAAAAAGGUCACACACUUCCCAGAUGUUGCCGAACAUUUUUAUUAAGCCGACCAACAGUGCAUUGCCCUCGCUGCAAAGUUUUUGUCCACUCUGCAGCUACCGCACUGUUAGGUGGGAGUCCAACCUGUACCUACUGUGAUGGCUUGAUGGCAGAUGAAAUAGGAAGCAGGAAGAGAUCCAGAAACUAGCAAGAGGAAGAAGUCAUCUAGAGCAGAGGCAGCUCUUUCUUUCUUUUUCUCUCUCUCUUU
Molecule: messenger RNA, 594 nt
Organism: Penaeus indicus
Lineage: Eukaryota; Metazoa; Arthropoda; Malacostraca; Decapoda; Penaeidae
Exons: 5
Coding region: 1-534 (177 amino acids)
Source: RefSeq, a predicted model, not a curated record